CUUCUCCCCUUCGCGAUGAAGCACAAUUCCAUAAGCAUUCACGACCUGGACUGGGACGAAGACGAGGACUGUAUCGGUAACGAAAGGCUCGACCACGAUGAAUGGCUCGGUAGAUGAGUCCGUGUUGGACUGCCAGGGGGAGGAUCAUUCGCCCAGGUUUUCAAGGCCAAAUGGGAAGAUCGGAUAGUCGCCGUCAAGAAGGCGAAACGGGAGUUGAUAGCGCAGCUCGGAAAAGAUGUACUGUCCGCAUCGCACAUGCCAUUGGCAUCGUUGGCAUCCCAAUCACUGCACGUGUGGAUCUUUUGUCGUGCAGGGUCUAACCGACAAAGUGAUGAUGGAGGCGGACAUGCUGGCCCGCUUACAGCAUCCACACGUCGCAAAGCUGCUGGGAGUGUGUUUCGACAAGAAGAUCCCCUUCAUCGUGCUGGGUGAGUUAAGCAAGCCCGAGCACAGUUUGAUGCUGUGGUGCGGUUUCAAUGCAGAGUUUUAUGUCGAUUCACUUCGCGACUGCCUCAGAAAGCUACGCCAACGAGCAGGAGGACUCCCCGAGCACUUGCAGGAUAAAUACGCUAAGCAGGUGAGGCGAGGCUGCACACCCAUGGCUCGGCCACUUUGCUGUUUGUGUCUGUGUGUGUGUGUGUGUGUGUGUGUGCGUCAGAUCUGUGAGGGUUUGAUUCAUGCUCACAGUCUCGGCAUCGGCCAUCGCGACCUCAAGCCCGAAAACAUACUUGUGAGCGACAAAGAAGGCCCCGCAUAAACUUGUAUGUGUAUCCAUGUCUUAUUCCUGUCUGCAGCUCGAUGAUGAUGGCAACGUGAAGCUGUCCGACUUCGGCCUUGCUUGGGAGAUGCCAGACGAAGCCACGCACAAAAGCGUUCUGGAGUUUGGUAAGAGGACGUUUCAAUGCCCGUCCUUCAAUCAGAUCGCAGCAUGUUUGCAUGAGUGAAUGCAGCGGGCACUCCCAUCUAUGCACCUCCCGAGGCCUAUGCAAAGAGUCAGCACAGCACAGCACAGGACGGACAGGCGUCUUCGUUUGUGUCUCCUCGUUUUUGCAGGGCCCAAGUUGGAGCUCAAGUCAGAUAUCUGGCCUGUCGGGUGCAUCCUGGCAGAGAUAUUCGGCGGUGAGCAAGACACGCCUUCAGUCUAGCAUCGAAUCCAUCAAGGCUGUGUCUGGCCUUUAGGUUCUGCGCCUUUUCUCAACCUCAACAAGUGGGAAUUUAGAGAAAUGAUAUACGAGAACAAAGAAGUACGCACCACCAUGGAUAGAUCGGCGAAUGUAUAGGCAGGCACGUGUCUCUGUGUCGGACAGAUACCUCCCGUCCCCGAGAGUGCCCCCGUCAAUGUCAAACAGGCCAUCCAAGUAAGACAGAGCUUUAUGGUGUGAGUGCAAUUCGUAUGCUCGCAUGGCCCGCUCCUCAGAGUUGCUUCGCCUUCAGUCCACGAGAUCGCCCGACUGCAAAAGAGGUGACGUACCCUGCGUGUGUCUUUGCCUUUGUGAAUAUGACGCGAUACACAUGAUACAAUCAGCUUUUGGACAAACUCAACAAGCGAGGUCGCGCAGGUGACGCCUGAAACCGACACUAAGAGAGGGACAUGAUCAAUUCGUGUCUGGUGUGUAUGUGUACCAUGGCAGUGACACCCGACCCGCGAUCAAGCCACGCACUCGGUGGGUGGCGCCUCCAACAAAGGGGACGAUCGACGGCUUGCACGCAGCCACCUAUGAGUAUCUGUUCAUGCAGUCACACCCUCGCCAGACCCCGUGCCCGUCUCGCCCUCAGCACCCGACACCCCACCAGCUCCACCAGAGCCAGAGAUCGAACAUGUACACACAUAAACAGAGGCCGUCGGAUAUAGGCCUCCUUACUGAUAUCAGGGUGACAUCUUCGAGGCCGUCCAGGCCGGCGAUUUGCAGUCGGUCAGGGCAAUACUGAAUCGAGAUGGCAAGGACGUUCUGGCUUUGACAGACUACAAAUCUGGCUUCGGCUUCUUCGGCGAGGUAUGCGAUCGUGGAGACGACAGAAAUGCACUCAGUGGUCCGUGUCUUCUCAUAUCUGCGCAGAGGACACCUUUCCUUGCGGCGGCUGAGAACGGUCAUUUGGAUGUCAUGUCGCUGAUGUAUGAGAAGAAGCGAGACAUUGUGAGUCAAAGAGUCGAGCCACACGGUGUGACUGCUCUGCUCCUGGCUGCCAAAGAUGGCCGUAUUGCGGUGACGGAAAAGCUGCUGGAGUGGGAUCCGAAGCUGAUCGACACCCCAGCAGAGGUGAGAGAUGCAUAAUGAUGCGUAAGAAAGGUGAGAGGGCACGUAUCACUGCGUUGAUUCCAUCGUUGGUUAAAGGGUGACCAGACAGUUCCGAGUCCAUUCAUCGUGGCUGCCGCGUUUGGUCACGUGGGCGUUAUGACAGUUCUGUAUGAGAGCAAACGUGACAUACUGCAGCAAACAGACAAGGUACUUCCACAACCAAACCACCUCUGUGCUGCUAGUGGUGAUGAUGAGGAGAUGUGUGUCGGCUUUGGUGACUGUGAUGGAAUGCAAUAGGAUGGUUGGAAUGCCUUGCACGUGGCUGUCAAGAUGGGCCAUGUUGCGGCGGUCAAUCAGCUGCUGGAGUGGGAUCCCAAGCUGAUCGAUGAGCAGGACAAGGUCAGAGCACACAUGUCUUCGAUGCUCUAUUGUGUCGAUUUUCUGUGUCGAUUGCAGGAAGGUAACACGCCGCUUAUCCUCGCGUCCCAGGGAUGUCGUGUUGACGAGCUGAUCGCCAUGGUUUCCAAGACAGGAAGGGACAUUAUCAAACAGAAGGACAAUGUGAGAGGCAAAAGCUGGAGACAAACAGACUGCCUCUCAUCUGUUUGAUUACCUUUCCGUGUGUCUUGCAUGACACACACAAGGAUGGGGACACAGCGCUUCACCAUGCAGCACGCAAAGGGGAUAUCGCAGCUGUGGCUCAACUGUGAGGGCGGACAGACACCGAUGAAUGAGGUGAACAUUACCUCAUCUCUCUCUCGGUCUGCACUUAGGUUGGAGUGGCGCCCUGAGCUCCUUGCUGUGCGCAACACAGUAAUGGAGCAAAUGUGUCUGUGGCGCCUCUUUGUAUGGCCUGCUGGUGGUGAGUGCAUGCAGUGGGAUAGAAGUGCCCUGCACGUGGCUGCCAGGAAUGGCAAUGCUGAAGUCGUAAAUGAGUUGCUGAAGUGGGAUUCCACUGUCAAUCAUUCCAGAUUGCUCGAUGCGCACGACAAGGUGACAGAACACACAUUUCUUUGAUGCUCUAUUGUGUCAACUGUGUCUGUAUCGAUUGAUAGUUCGGAAGGACGCCGUUCAUCUGGGCUGCAUUCAACGGUCAUGUUGCUGCGAUGAACUCCCUGUAUGCCAAAGGGAAGAUAGACAUUCUCACGCAGCAGAGUAAGGUGACUGGAAGUCACGCAAAACGUCUCUCCUCACGCCUCUCAUCUGUUUCAUUGCCUUUUCUUUCUUUCUUUCCUUCUUUCUUCCUUUGGUCAGGCCACUGGCAUGACGGUGAGAAAUCUCAGAGAGAGAGAGAUGUGUCCGACUUGUCCGAUGUGGAUGAGGCACACAGGCUGGAUACACGGCACUACACUGGGCUUCAUUUGAGGGCCAUGUUGGAGCUGUAAAGCAGCUGUGAGAGAACAAACUAAUGGUGCGAAUUUUCGUCUAAAUAUUGCCUCCCUUUCUCUGCACUCAGAUUGGAGUGGGGUCCUGAGCUGCUCGACGCACGCUGCAACGUGACGGAGCAAAUAUGUCUGGAACGCCGCUUUGUGGCGACUGUGUGUGUGUGCGUGUGUGUGCGUGUGUGUGCGAAUUUCAGGAUGGUGGCACACCAUUCAUCGAGGCUGCCACCGAGGGUCAUGUUGAUGUGAUGAAAGCUAUGUAUGCCGUUAAAAGGAGAAGACCUUCUUUUGCAGCAGAACUAUGUGAGAGACACACGCGGGAUACAGAACACUGUUUGACUGGCUUUUCUUGUGCAUGACACACAGGGUGGGUCGACGGCGCUCCAUUAUGCUGUAUCCCAUGGUCGCUCUGAAGCUGUGGCUCAGCUGUGAGAGACACAGACGAAUGACUCAAAUAUUAUCUCGUUCAUUUACUUUCUGUCCCCGUUUCCAGGCUGCAAUGGGGUGCGGAGCUCGAAAUCGAAAACGAAGCGGUGACUACGUGGACACAUCAAAAGGGAUCAAUUGUCUGGUCUAUCUUGGAACAGGGCCACUGUCCGUGGGAUCUCAGCGAGGGAAAGCCUGAGAUUCGUGAGCUGAUGAAGAAGUAUAGGAGACCAGCGAAAACCGCGCCGCAGGUCAGAGCCGUAUGACGCUGAGAUGCCGCCCUUCGUCAACGUGCUGUUGUGUUGACUGACCAGCCUGACAUCUUCAUCGCCAUCAAGGCCGGCGACGUAAGGUCUGUAACUGAGAUGAUCACUCACCAGGGGAAGUCGAUACUCGAGAAACGAAACGGCAUGGGGGUAUGCAGCCUGAUUACCCACUCGUUUAACAACAAGGCUUCAAUCGCGUGUAUCUCAUUUCUGCAGUUCACGCCGUUCCUUUGGGCGAUGCUUAAAGGGCAGGAAGAAAGUCGUCUUGGGCUCAUGUCGGUCAUGUAUGAGAGCUACGGCCCGUCGCUUCUGCUACAGGCCAUCACUUGGGUACAAUCACAGCCAUGUGAGCGAGGAGGUUUUCAAUUUGUACGGCUGUGUUGGGAUGCAGCUCGGAAUAACUGCUUUGCACGCAGCUGCUUCUGAUGGCAAGCUUGAGAUGGUCAGUCAGCUGCUCAAGUGGGGCGGGGCUCCAUUGCUUCAUGCGCGCGACAAGGUGCGAGUUUCCGAAGACACUUGUAGUGUAUUUGAAGUCUUUUCGUGUCGACUGUAUCCAUGUCGAUUGAGGAUGGAACCACGCCACUCAUCGCAGCUGCCGAGGGUCACCAUGUUGAGGUCGUAAAUGAGCUGCUGAAAUGGGAUUGCAAGUCGCUCGAUGCGCAAGGCAAGGUGAGAGAGAACACACAUUUUUUCGAUCCUCUAUUGUGUGCCUGUGUGUGUUGAUUGCAGGAAGGCAUGACGCCAUUCAUAUGGGCCGCCGCGGGCGGGAGUCCCGAUAUGAUGAAGGCCAUGCAUGCGAUCAAAGGAGAGGACCUGCUGACACAGACGGACAACGUGAGGCACAUAUUUCAUGACGAAGGGAGUGCGCUUUAUAUGCUUGACUUGUCAGGAAGGAAACGCGGCCCUGCAUCAUGCUGUGAUGACUGUCGGUGAAAUGAUUCGCAGUCCUGCAGCUGUCCUUCAGCUGUAAGAGAAUGAACCAUGAACACAUCAUCCACUCUCUCUCUCUCUCUCCCUCUCUGUGGCUCUUUCUGCUUUUCUCAGAAUGGAAUGGGGCGGCUCUGCUCUCCUCGACGUCAAAAACAACGAUGUAAGUGCAGCCACGUCUGGGCUCCAUCGAUAGUUGACUAGUGCUUCUGCUGUUUAUCAGGGAAGACGCCUUGGGACUUCGCUGCGGAAGAUGCGGAAGCCGCCUCCUUUUCACAGAAACAAGUCAGAGACCUCAUGGACAGAGGUCUGUACGAGACACCAACAUGUUUGGGCGCUAGCACAUGCAGUCACAUUUGUGCUGCCUUCAGUCCGGAAAGGGUACGUCAUUCACCGAUUUCGCUUCCCUCUGCCAAGUGCGGGUGUGCUCGGAUCCUCUAAGGUGUGCCUUGCGGGCUCGUGGGAUAACUGGGAGACCACAGAGGGGAUGGAGUUCUCUGAAGCUGACCGCGCCUUUGUCCUUCCCCUGAUACUCCCCCGCGGCAAGUAUAUAUACAAAUUCCUCGUGAACGGCAAGGACUGGUUGUGCGCCCGCACCAUGCCAAUCGAGAGGGACAAAAGCGGCCAGGAAAACAACGUGCUCGUGAUUAGUUGAAUGCAUACUGGAGUUGGGGAGGGGGGGCGUGUUGUUGGUAUUGUGUUGUUGGUUGUUUGGCCCCUGUUGUGUGGUUGCCCCUGUGUCGUGGGUGAGGGUAGGGCGUCACUGAUCGAUCAAUAAGUGUGUCUCAUAGCGUGUCUCACCAUGCAUAUUCAGGCUAGGUGCGUUCGUGCAUCUAACGCUCUACAUGUGGAACUGAGGUCCUACCUACUAUGAAAGGCAGACAGUCAGC
Messenger RNA from Vitrella brassicaformis, 6128 nucleotides. The record is from the annotation of a GenBank genome assembly. NCBI's taxonomy places the organism in Eukaryota, Vitrellaceae.